UUAUAAUGAUAUAAAGAGCGUUUUGUCUUAAACCAACAGAAAGACAAGAUGGUGAUUGUGCAAGAAGACUGCUAGUCAGAUGGGUCGAACUGUAGAUUAAGUGACAUAAACGUAGACCGUCUUCUAAAAGAAAACAUCUGAUACAAACUAAAACUAUUGAAAAAUGGAGUUGGAAAGAAGACGCGGUCGAACAUCUGAUAUUUACUUGGAUCUUGUACAGAAACAAAACGAUUCAGCUGCUGUCCUUACAUCCUCUUGUGAACAAUGGUUAAGAGCUAGAAAUAAAUCUUUGACGCAAUUGGCUUCAUUAGCUGAAGAUUUGGACAUGCAUCACUCGAAUGUCAACAAGGCUUCGUUGGCUGGCAGCUCUGUUAGUGCAGUAGGUGGGGUCUCGUUUUGUGCUGGUUUAAUCUUAGCUCCUUUUACUGGCGGACUCUCAAUGGUAUUAACCAUAGGGGGCGCUGCCGCCAGUUUUGGAGGAGGGGUAACGGCGUUCGGAGCUUCGCUUACAGAGUUUGGGAUCACUUUUGCAAGAUGCAAACAAAUUCAAAAUGUGUUGGAAUUGGAUAAAGCUAAAACAGAAAAAUUAAUACGCGUUAUGGACAGAUUUGUUCAUAUAUCCAACCAGCUGGAUGAAUUUAUCCAAACUACAUGUUUUACUGAUGUAGAUUUAAUUGAAAUCGCCAAGCAGUCAAACAUGUUGUUCAAAAAGGCUAAACUUGGAAAGGAGGCUAUUCUCAAAGUUAUCGAAUUGGCAAAAAAAAUCCAGGAUCCGGAGGUUAGAAAGUAUUUUAAAAUGCUUGAAGAUGCCCUUUCGUUUGGUGGAAUAACAAUCCCGAAUAUUGGUAACUUACAAUUGAAAGAUUUAAAAUCUCUUAACCUGCGAAAACUUACUACGUUCAGUAUAAAUGAACUGAAAGAACUGGCGAAAGGAGUGUUUUUGAAUCCAGCAAAACUGUCGAGGACUGCAAAAUUUGGAAUGGGUGCGGUCAGCGUUGUAUUUGUGGUGGUGGAUAUUUGGAGCAUCGUCAGUACCGUUGAGGACAUGAAAAAUGGAUCGAAGACAAAAGUUAGCAUGAAGAUUAGAGAAUUGGCGACAAAAUUAGAAGAUGGAAAACAAAUCAUCAACGACAUCAUCUAUGACUAGGAUUACAAUUAAUGGUAUUAAAGGGCCAUUAUGGAAGAUUACAUUGUAGAUAAAGAGCUGACAGUUCUCGCUACAAUAGUUUUAAAAAAAAAACGAUAGUGUAAUGGGAAUACAAUACAAUUAUGGCCUAGUCUCGAUUAUCCAUUUUUACGGUUAAUCAUCAACCGCCGUUGAAACACAGGUCGGAAUCAAAUUUGUUGAAAAUCGGACCCAUCGGAUGGCAUCGAGAGUUGAUUAUGGUCUUUCCAUGUUGAUAAAUGUCUAAUUAAUAAUUUAUAUAAUAUCUAAAGCCUAAAGAAAGAUCUGCAAUAGGCAUAUUUUGCUCUUGCGUAAUGCCUGUUUCAAUUUCGAUUUCUGUGUUUAUUUCAAUUCAGUUUAUUUCAAUUUAUUUGAUUUUAUUUCAAUUGCUGUCGAUUUUUUUGUAUAAAUAAUAUCAGUGUUUCGGCUAAGGAGGUUGUCUUCGUGGACAUGGAACAAACUUAUAUACAAAGAAUUAUUGAACUAAUAAAUCAAUUAAGGUGGUGGGGGCGUUUCCAACCGAAUUCAUUAAUUUAGCACCUCUUUACUUGCAUUAGGCUUUUCUAUGAAUUUCAAAGAUCUGUAUGCAAUUUGUUAUUCUAAAUAAAGUUUCAUAAGUAACA
Messenger RNA from Patella vulgata (common limpet), 1788 nucleotides. RefSeq lists its product as uncharacterized. NCBI's taxonomy places the organism in Eukaryota, Metazoa, Mollusca, Gastropoda, Patellidae. The coding region runs from base 164 to 1147 and encodes 327 amino acids. Gene Ontology annotation, cellular component: membrane; extracellular region. Gene Ontology annotation, biological process: lipid transport; lipoprotein metabolic process. The transcript has 2 exons. The record is from RefSeq and is a predicted model, not a curated record. Gene Ontology annotation, molecular function: lipid binding.